Molecule: messenger RNA, 4032 nt
Organism: Lathyrus oleraceus (garden pea)
Lineage: Eukaryota; Viridiplantae; Streptophyta; Magnoliopsida; Fabales; Fabaceae
Exons: 18
Coding region: 307-3243 (978 amino acids)
Biological process (GO): mitotic G2 DNA damage checkpoint signaling; mitotic DNA replication checkpoint signaling; DNA replication initiation
Source: RefSeq, a predicted model, not a curated record
AGUAAAGAUAAAAAAGUGUAACAUUAGGGCGUGAUGCUAACAGUAUACACUUCAGAUGAAGCCAAACCACACUACACUAGAGUGCAGCGCCAUCAUCUGCAUCCAAAAUCUAAACCACUGAACUGAACUCACAUUCCCGCGUUUUUGUUUAAACUCACCCUCUCUCUAACCUACUUCAAAACAAACAAAAAUCUCUCCCGAAAUCAUCUUCUUCACUUCACUCCACUCCCAUUCCUCUUCCAAAACUCAGUGAAAGAAUUUGCGGUUCCACCGAAGAGAGUGCUAAUUUAAUCGAAGAAGAAGAAAAUGUCGAAAUCAAAGUCAUUUCAAGGCGUAAACGUGUUCAUGUCGCGAAACCUAGUUCCGCCGGAAGUAUUCGACACGCUUCACGACGCCGUUAAAAAUAACGGCGCUCAAAUUCACCUUUGCUGCGAUCCUUCCCGUAAUGGCCCCAACGAUUAUCACAUUAUUUCUUGCAGUAAACACGAGAAAUUUGAAGAUCUUAAAUCCAAAGGCUGUAAAAUGCUAGGUCCUAGAUGUGUUCUUUUUUGUGCUAAAGAACGAAGGCCUCUUCCUAAACAAAGUUUCACCUGCUGCUUUACUAUGGAUGGUGUCAAAAUACUUGCCUCUGGCUUUGAUGCGGAUGAGAAGGUUAAAAUAGAAGAAUUAGUGACUGAAAUGGGGGGAGCUCUUCAGACUAAACCGUCCUCAGAUUUGAACUUUGUCAUCGUGAAAAAUGUUUUGGCUCUAAAGUACAAGUGGGCUUUGAAUAUCCUGAAGAAACCAAUAGUUACUUAUGAAUGGUUAAAGCAAUGCUCAGAUGAGCAUCGCGUUGUUCCUCAAGAGUCAUAUAAGGUUCUUCCUUUCUCGGGGUUAAAGAUCUGCGUGACUGGAAUCCCAGCAGAUAAGCGGAAAGAGAUGGAAACGCUUACUCUACAAAAUGGUGGAAAAUACUCUGCAGAAUUGACAAAGAAGUGCACACAUUUGAUUUCUGAUGCUCCCGAGGGUGAUAAGUAUAAGGUGGCAAAACGUUGGGGCCACAUUCAUAUUGUGACAAUGAAAUGGUUUGAUCAAUCUGUUGCUCGAAGAGCAUGUCUGAAUGAGGAGUCCUACCCUGUUCAGAAUGGAUCUUUAUCUUCACGUAAGGUGACUAGGGACUUAACAGUGAAACAUAGCCAGGAUAGGGAUAUUGGGAAAAUGCAAUCUGGAUCAUCCUCAAGAGCUGCAGAUUCAAAUAUGCUAGUUUCUGAUUGUGCUGAGUCUAUGGAUGUAGAUCUAGAAGCUACACAGUCAGAACAUAUGUCGUCUUUUUCAAAUGUUCCAUUAUUUGUUAAAGAGGCAGACGCUGAAGCACCUCCAUUGCAGACUAGCGAUGAAUUGAACUUGGACGGUGCUGUUGCCAAUGAUUCUGAAUCUGAUGACAAUGACCUAUACUUAGCAGAAUGUAGAAUAUUACUUGCUGGUUUUGAAGCUUCUGAAAUGCGGAAGCUAGUUAAUAUGGUGCGUAAAGGUGGAGGCUCCCGAUACAUGUAUUUUAAUGAUAAGUUGACACACAUAGUAAUUGGGAAUCCUACAGAAAUAGAAAAGAAGGAAGUAAGAAGUAUUGCUGCUCUUGGUGUUGUUUAUGUUGUUAAAACCUCAUGGCUUGAAGACUGUGACCGUGUAAAGAAACAAGUCCCUGUUCUUCGACGACACAUUGCAUGUGAUCUUUUUCUUCCAAAAGCCAACUCAGUAAAAGGAGCGGUUACUGGCAUUAUGCCUAUGGAUCAAAGUAAAAGCUCAAGCAUUCGCCAAAGCUUUCAAACUAAUCAGGUGGCGGGUAUUAAGGACUUUGGAGUUACGAUACCAGAGUCUUUGGAUAAAAACAAACAAGAGAAACACAGUACGGGUAUGAAUGUUGUCACAUUCGGUAAAGCAUCAGAUAGAACUAUGCCACAAACUCAACAUCCUGAUAAAAAAUUGAGGGUACAAAAGAGCACGCAACAUGACACCAAUGUACAUGUGAAGUCAAUAAAUGUUUUCAAAGGGAAAACAUUUUGUUUCUCAAAUUUAUUUCCUGAAGAAAGGAGAGCUGAGAUUGUUCAAUGGAUAAGUCAAGGGGGAGGAGAGCUAAUAAGUGGGCAAACAAAACAGAUUAUUCACUAUAUUAUUGAAUGCCACGGUGUAAAACCCAGGUCAAUAGGUGAUUAUGGAAGUACAUAUAUUUCCAGUCACUGGAUACGAUCUUGUUUGGAGAAUGGAUCCUUGCUGGAUGUGGACAGUCAUAUUAUUUAUUCUCCACUUCCCUGCCGUGUUCCCUUGCCUGGUUUUGAAAGCCUCCGGUUUUGUGUUUCACAAUAUGAGGAGAAAGACAGAAUUCUACUUUGGAACUUGUGUAAAGCUCUAGGAGCUACAUUUGCAGAUAAGUUGAGUAAGAAGGUCACCCAUUUGUUGUGUAAAUUCACCAAUGGGCCCAAGUACGAGGCUUCUUGUAAGUGGGGGAUCCGAUCAGUUACAUCUGAGUGGAUAUUUGAAUGUGUCAAACAGAAUGGAGUUAUUGCCAUUGAUCAAUUUUUGCCCAAAGAAGUCACUAGUCAAGACCGAGAGGCAGGAGUUUGCACAGUGAGUCAAUUUCCUACCCAAGCUGUUCGAAUGAUAAAUGACAUGCCGUCCCAGUUUCCAAGUCAAUCACAAAGUUUGAGAAGCACGACAAAUAAAAAUGUAAAUACGGGAGUUGACAAUCAUAGGACUCGUUCUAAAACAUCAAGCGUUAAUAGCAAAAAGGCAAGGCUCGUGGAAGAACCUGACCAGUAUAAUAGGGUGCCUUCUGCAGUAAAUUCAGGCAGUCAUGUCUCUGACUUGAAUUUUUCUGAAGACAAUAAGCUCAAAGAUGCUCGGGAGGUAACCCAUGCUGGUCCUGAUGUUGCUACUGCUAUAGAGGACUUGUUAGAGCAGACAAGCAAGAUGCAUGAUCAGAGGUCCCCAGGGAAUACAGGGUGCGAGAGAAGUAUUUACUCAUCUGAUUGUUCAGCCAUUGGCCAAGACAAUCCAAAUCCUCACACUGUCUAUGGAUUAUCAAAUCACUGGUUAAACAGAAAUGGAAGAAACGGAGAUAAUGGUGAGACUCCUCAAGACCGAAAAGCUGGAAUGUAUGAUGGUUUUAGUGAAACACAAACAGAAUCUCAGGUUGUUAGUUAUGAAGAAGACUUGUCUGGAAGGCAAAUGCUUAUAGAUAGAGUUCUAACUCGAAGUAGCAUGCAGUGAAAUACAACCCUCCUUGAAGGAAAAUUUCAGUAGAGCAGCUUCCUUAUUUGAUGGUCUGAUGGUAAUAUUUGACCAUACAAGCCAAUGCACAAGAAUGUGUUUUGUAUUUCAGUAUCAGCAUAUGUUAAAAAUAAACUCAACCUUUGCCAGCUAAUGGAGGAAACUUAAGUAGCAGGGUUUUUGAAUUGAUUCUCUGUAUCUUGCUAAUGGAAAUAAGACUCAGCCAAGUAAAAAAGAAAGUGGCCAUGUAAUCACGACUUCUUCGUUCAGUUUUACCAGACUGUCAAGUAAAUUGCAGAGUAGCUCUCUUUAUUGUUAUUUUAGUGGAAUGGGUGUGGAAGAAAGGGGGGAUUUCCAUUUGCUAAAGUUGUUUUAAGGAGCAAAUUCUGUUGGCAUGCUUUCUGAUUGGAUAAGCAGGAUGCUUAUCGAAAAUCACAUGGCAUUUGGGCUGUCCAUUCAAUGGCUUCUCAGCAAGAGUCAGUGUUCUGAACUAUCUAAUGCUUUAGUGUGUAUCUAAAAGCCAAGCAAUAGUUGUGUUCCAGAGAGGAUGUUCAUAUUGUUAGUAUUAGAUUUAAUUAUUAGAUUUAAUUCAUAUUUAAGUUUGUUAUAUAUUAGAUUUAAAUAUUAGAUUUGAUUCAUAUUUAAGUUUGUUAGAUAUUAGAUUUAAAUAUUAGAUUUGAUUCAUAUUUAAGUUUGUUAGAGGCUUAUAAAUAGGGUGUCAAUCAUUGUAACUUUUAAUCCUUAUUGUAGCCGUCAUUCUCUUAAUAGAAUAUUUCCAUUCUUUCUUUA